Molecule: messenger RNA, 819 nt
Organism: Camellia sinensis
Lineage: Eukaryota; Viridiplantae; Streptophyta; Magnoliopsida; Ericales; Theaceae
Source: RefSeq, a predicted model, not a curated record
AUGGUGAGAACAAGGACAGAAGAUGUGGAAGAUGCCACCUCAGCACGACUGGAUAGGAUGGAAAGGAUGCUUAUGGAAAUGGCAGAGGCUUUACGGCAACAACAGCAACAGCCUCACCAACAACCGCCGCCACCACCAGUACCCCCACCUGUACUGCAAGAUUUUCACGCUGAAGACCGAACUAUCACUCUCACUAAGGAGUUUAAAAAGAUGAAACCGCCAACCUUCAAAGGAGGAAUAGAACCGAUGAAAGCUGAGGCCUGGGUAUUGGGCAUAGAGAAGUUAUUUGAAGUCUUUCCCUGCACCGAAGCUCAAAAGGUACAACUAGCGGCCUUCACUCUUGAAGACGAGGCACGGAGGUGGUGGAUGCUUACGAGGACAAUCCAUCCAGAGUUAACAUGGGAUAGAUUUUUGGGGCUAUUUUAUGAUAAAUAUUUCCCCCAAAGCAUGCGGGACAAAAAGGUGACAGAAUUCGAAACUCUCAGACAAGGGAACAAGACUGUUGCUGAGUAUGAGGCCCAAUUUGCAGAGUUAGCCCGGGCUGUUAUAGCUGAGGGAAACCUUGCUGCUCAGAACCGGAUUGCUGAAUGGAAAGGAAAGAGGCAAAAUAAUCAAUGGUCAAAGGGAGUGGCUACUCCACCAAACAAGAAACAAAACUCAGGGACUUCGAAUACUUCUGCCCCUAAUCAGGGUACAAUUCCUGUUUGUUCGGAAUGUGGAAAGAGGCACCAUGGGAUAUGCCAAUGGAAGUCUGGAGCCUGUUAUCAGUGCGGAAAAACGGGUCAUUUGAUAUGCAGGGCACAUUCCAGAAGGAAGUAA